AUGCUGGCCGAAUACCCUCUGGGCAGCGCAGAGUCCCUGCCGCGAGUCCCGCCCAAGACCCAGGUCCGCACCUCCUACCGCUCGCGACCUACCAUGGGCAAGCCGCUCAACGCCACCAGCGCCAGCCCCACGCCCUCAGCGCCUGCGCCCGCCAACGUGGAGAAGACGGCCGUCUCUGAGCACGCCCUCGAAGCCAUCCACCAUGCCAUCAGCGGACAGCCCUGGGCCGACCUCGAGCUCAUCGUCUCGCACGGCAGCGGAACCCAGAGCGUCUUUGCCAAUAGCAACAUCCUCAAGAAGGCGUGCCCCGUCCUCAUGAAGGAAAUCAACCGCACCGGUGCCCUCGAGCUCGACACGAUGGAGGACCUCAACCCGGUCGGUGGCGGCAAGUCGGGUCGGCGCACCGCGUCGGCCAGCCUCUCAUCGCGCCCCACCUCGGCUCGACGCACCUCGUCGAGCGGCCUGCUCGACUACAGCUCCAACGGCCGCCCUCGCGAGCGCGCGCCCGGCUCGUUCAACCGCCGCUCCGAGGGGGGCGACGAGUACGACGACGCGCAGGACUCGUUCCUUGGCGAUGACAACAACGACGACGACGUCGACCGCGAGUUCCCCCGCAAGAAGAGCGGCGCCAUCCGCCGCGACGACAACCUGGUCGACGACGACGAGCUCGAGCACGAGGACGACGUCGACGAGGCUUCGUCGUACCUCGCUGCCGGCCACCGCGUCGCCAAGGUGCCUGGCUCGAACGGCUCGACGCCCGUCGAGACGCCCUCGUCGCCGUUUGCCAACACUUUCAGCAAGGCGCGCCUGUCGCGCUUUGUCAAGUUCAUGGGCAAGGACAAGACGCCCGACGCGCUCGAGUCGCCCUCGCUCGCCACGGGCCCCGUGGUGCCGGGCAAGGAAGACUACCUGAGCGAAGGGGGUCGCGUCCGGAGGUACUCUGCCGCCAACGAUCUCUACCCGAGGAGCGGCGAGAUGGGCGCCAACGGCUCGCGGCCCACCAUCGGCGGACGGGCCCCUGCGGCAUCGCGCGUCCACGUCAGCGGGUGCACGCCCGGCACGCUCCAGGCGCUCAUCUUCUACCUCUAUACCGGCCAGACGAGGUUCGCGCGCAAGCCCACCCGCCGCGUCGGUGGGGCCGGCGACGAGUCGGACCUCUCGUCGGACGAGGAGGACGACGUCGACGACGAAGACGCCGACCACGACGACGAGGCCGACGUCCCCGAGGCCUCGGGCGACAAGCACGACGGCUCCAAGUCGCAGAGCUACCCGCCGCUCCUCUCGUCGCGCGCGGCCUACUGCCUGGGCCACCAGCUCAACCUGCCCGACCUCCAGGCGCGCGCCUUUGCGCACCUCUGCGGCCUGCUGUCGUCGCGCACGGUGCUCGGCGACCUGCUGUCGCCGUUUGUCGACCGCUUCGCCGAGGUGCAGCAGGCGCACCUCGACUACAUUUCAAAGCACUGGGACAGCGUCAAGUCGCGCGACGACUUUGCGCCCAUUAUCGGCAAGCUGGUCAAGGGCGAGUACCCCAAGGCCAACGCGGCGCUGCUCCAGCUGUUUGCCAAGUUCCGCAUCUCGCCCUGA
Messenger RNA from Pseudozyma flocculosa PF-1, 1584 nucleotides. RefSeq lists its product as uncharacterized. The record is from RefSeq and is a predicted model, not a curated record. The transcript is spliced from 3 exons. The coding region runs from base 1 to 1584 and encodes 527 amino acids. Lineage: Eukaryota; Fungi; Basidiomycota; Ustilaginomycetes; Ustilaginales; Ustilaginaceae.